Messenger RNA from Cloeon dipterum, 656 nucleotides. Its product is annotated as mitochondrial import inner membrane translocase subunit Tim13. The coding region runs from base 100 to 372 and encodes 90 amino acids. The transcript has 3 exons. The record is from RefSeq and is a predicted model, not a curated record. NCBI's taxonomy places the organism in Eukaryota, Metazoa, Arthropoda, Insecta, Ephemeroptera, Baetidae.
CACCUAUUUGGCUGCGACCCGUGCUCUCCGACGACUAAAGUUAGUGAAUUCACUCCAAUUCUAGCUCUAUUUGGAGUUUUAGGUCAAAAUUUUGAAAAUAUGGAUGCAGCCGGUACAAAUAAACUCACUUCAGCUCAGAAGGAGGAGCUUAUGGACCAAGUGAAACAGCAGAUGGCCAUAAUGUCAGCACAGGAACUGCUUUCUAAAAUGACAGAAAAGUGUUUCAAAAAAUGUGUAACGAAACCUGGCACAUCACUUGAUAGCUCAGAACAGAAAUGCGUCGCCAUGUGUAUGGAUAGGUUCAUGGACAGCUUUAAUUUGGUAUCGCGGUCCUACAGCAACAGGCUACUGCAAGAAAGAAACAAAAUGUAAAAACUCAGUGAAAGACUAGUGAAGUUUUCAUCUUAUGUUAAAAGGUGAACAUUUAAUUCUAAUGAGCUUCAAGCAAGUUUACAAAAAAACCCUUUAAAAAUGAUUAGAUUAUGUCUGCAUUUCACUACCUACCUGGGCAUUCUGAUAUUACUUUUAAAGGUUAUGCCAUAGUGAAAUUUGCUUGAAGUUCUCAAGAAAAUAAUGAAAUUGACUUAUUCAGAUACAUUGUCAAAAGUAGUUGAUUCUAAGUUUCAUUGAUGAAUAAAUUAUCAUUGUUAAAAAAA